Podarcis muralis (Common wall lizard) is the source of this 5443-nucleotide messenger RNA. Lineage: Eukaryota; Metazoa; Chordata; Lepidosauria; Squamata; Lacertidae. The record is from RefSeq and is a predicted model, not a curated record.
AACCAAGGCAGCAUUUGUGGUGAGUUCACUGGUGCCAAAUGGAGUGGCUGAGCGUGGUGGCGAACUCUUCCCUGGUGACCGUCUGGUCUUUGUAAAUGACAUGUGUUUGCACAAUACUACUCUGGCAGAAGCUGUAGAGGUGUUGAAAUCUGUGCCACCAGGAAAAGUUCACCUUGGGAUCUGUAAACCUUUGAUGGGAGGAAAUAAUCAGCAGGGGACCUCUUCUACUGUGGAUCCCAAGGGUAUUGCCAAAAGUUUUGUAUUUCAAGAACCAAUCAAUGAUGUGAACUCAUCAAUAUGCCUUGAAGUUCCAAAGGACUUCAGAGCUGAAUCUUUCUCUAGAGAGGAACUUGUGGAUGAACCGAUCCUGCAUUUGGGGAGGCAGUUUCAGCUUGCACAGAAUGAGAUGGAUGCUGAUAAGGAGUCCUGGGAAAUGCAUGAGUUUUUGAAGCCUGCAGAGGCUCAUCUUGGUGAAGAACGGGAGAUGCUGGUGGAUGAUGAGUAUGAUCUGGAUCAGGAUUAUUUAGGCUAUAUUCCACCAGGUGUAAAAGAGCCGGCUGCAUCUAGUGAGAUCCACGUUGAGACUGGAAGGCAUUGGGCAAAGGAACUAGAACCUCCUACCAUGGAAGAACUAAGUUCUGACAUGGGCCUUGGUGCUACUAAAGAGAAGGCUAAAGAAAAUGGAAUUAACAGUUCAGGGUUCCCUGGAGCAUCAGAGUACAGCCAACCAAAUACUAUCUUGGAUGGCCAUGGAAUGAGUGCCAAGAUGCAAAAUGACAUGAAAGCUCCUCUAUGUGUUGAUGAUGAUCAUGACAGAAAUAACCUGAAGACUGAAAAUUGUGACCAUUCCAGUGCCCUGGAUUCUGCCUCCCUUCUACUAGGGCUGCCAAGUGAAUUGCCUGAGAGAGAAGAAGGAGAAGGAGAAGAAACUCCAGUUUUCAGUCACUGGGGAACACCGCAAACUGUUGAAAUUUUUCGAGAACCCCAUGUGCCACUUGGCAUCAGUAUUGUUGGCGGACAUACAGUUAUAAAACGCUUAAAGAAUGGAGAAGAACUUAAAGGUAUAUUUAUCAAGCAAGUCUUGGAAGACAGCCCAGCAGGCCGAACAAAAGCUCUCAAAACUGGGGAUAAAAUACUUGAGGUGUCUGGAACAGACCUGCAGAAUGCAACUCAUGAAGAAGCUGUGGAAGCCAUAAAAAAUGCAGGCAACCCCAUAGUGUUUGUUGUUCAGAGUUUGUCUACUCUUCCAAGGAUAGUUUCCAUUGUGAACCCCAAGAAAAAUAAGGACCACAAAGUUCAAGACCCAGAGGGAGACUGUGGAAAGAAAAGUGAAACUCCACCGCCCAUGAAAUUGCCACCUCCUUACAAAGAAAAGUCCCGCUCUGAAGAGACGGAGGAAGAGGAGGAGGAGGAAGAAGAUGACACUUACACAGAUGAAAAAAUCAGGCAAAGAUAUGCAGAUCUGCCCGGGGAAUUGCACAUUAUUGAACUUGAAAAGGACAAGAAUGGACUUGGACUCAGCCUGGCUGGCAACAAGGACAGGUCUCGCAUGAGCAUCUUUGUCGUGGGCAUCAGUACAGAUGGCCCUGCAGGGAAAGAUGGAAGAUUACACACUGGAGAUGAACUUUUAGAGAUAAAUAACCAGAUCUUGUAUGGAAGAAGUCACCAGAAUGCUUCUGCAAUCAUUAAGACGGCACCAUCAAAGGUCAAGCUGGUAUUUAUACGCAAUGAUGAUGCAUUUAACCAGAUGGCUGUUGCUCCUUUCCCAUUACCCUCCAGCUCCCAGUCUUCCAUUGAGGACCACAGUACCACCGAAUCUGCAAGUGGUGAAGAAGAUACCAGUUGGGAAUUUCUUACAAAAAGCUCAACGGAUGAUGUGUACACUAAACUAGAUGUCGGUGCCAAGCUUGACAAGCAGGUGAUAGAGAACCAGCAGAUAACAGCAGAGCAACCUACAGAAAAUUUUCGUAACCAAUUAAAGCAAUCAAAGUCUUCAGCAGUAAUCCCUAUCAGUCUACACAAGAUAUCCUUGGCUCCGGCACCUUCUUAUUCUCCAGAGACAGAGUUCACCAGCAGAAGUGGCUUUCCGCUUCCUCUGGUGGAUCCAGCGACAUGCCCAAUAGUUCCUGGACAAGAAAUGACUAUAGAAAUCUCCAAGGGGCGAUCAGGCCUUGGUCUCAGUAUUGUAGGAGGAAAGGAUACACCACUUGAUGCUAUUGUUAUACAUGAAGUGUAUGAAGAAGGAGCAGCGGCUAGAGAUGGCCGACUUUGGGCUGGUGAUCAAAUCCUUGAGGUUAAUGGCAUAGACUUGAGGAAUGCCAGCCAUGAAGAUGCUAUAACAGCCUUGAGACAGACGCCUCAGAAAGUACAACUGGUUGUGUAUAGAGAUGAAGCUCAUUAUAAAGAUGAAGAGAAUUUGGAAAUUUUCCAUGUAGACUUACAAAGAAAAAUGGGCAGAGGCUUAGGGCUAAGCAUUGUUGGGAAACGAAAUGGAAGUGGAGUAUUUAUCUCUGACGUCGUAAAAGGAGGAGCCGCUGACCUUGAUGGGAGACUAAUUCAAGGGGAUCAGAUCUUGUCUGUCAAUGGGGAGGAUGUAAGGCAUGCGUCACAAGAGGUGGUUGCUACAAUUCUUAAGUGUGCCCAAGGGCUUGUACAACUAGAGAUUGGACGACUGAAAGCUGGAUCUUGGCUGUCAUCACGGAAGACAUCUCAAAACAGUCAGAUAAGCCAACACAGUGUUCAUAGCCACUUUCACCCUACAUUUGCUCCAGUUAUCUCCACUUUACAGAAUUUUGUCAGCACUAAGAGGUCGUCUGCUGAUUCCUCUCACAGAAACUCAGUUGGGACAGAUAUGAGCCCGAGGACUGUGGAAAUAACAAGAGGUCCAAAUGAUGCUCUUGGUAUCAGCAUAGCUGGGGGCAAAGGAAGCCCAUUGGGAGACAUUCCAAUCUUCAUUGCCAUGAUUCAAGCCAGUGGAGUAGCAGCACGUACACACAAACUAAAAGUUGGCGAUCGGAUUGUCAGUAUUAAUGGGCAGCCUUUGGAUGGGCUGUCUCACGCUGAUGCAGUUAAUCUACUGAAGAAUGCUUUCGGGAGCAUUAUCCUGCAGGUUGUAGCUGACACCAACAUCAGUGCCAUCGCCAGCCAGCUAGAGAGCAUGACUGCUAGCACUAAUUUUAGCCCACCUACAGAAAACCAUCCUGAAGACCCAGAAUCACCUCAGCCUAAGAUUAUUGUGUUGGAGAAAGGCUCAGAUGGAUUGGGAUUUAGUAUUGUAGGGGGCUAUGGAAGUCCCCAUGGAGACCUCCCUAUUUAUGUCAAGACCAUUUUUGCAAAGGGAGCAGCUGCAGAUGACAGCAGACUGAAGCGUGGCGAUCAGAUUUUAGCAGUUAAUGGAGAGACUCUGGAAGGCGUGACUCAUGAGCAAGCUGUAGCAAUUCUGAAGCGCCAGAAAGGGACUGUAACACUAACAGUGUUGUCAUGAGAUUUUGCUGCAAAUUCAAUCUGGGCUGGAUGCAAUUUGUUUCUGAGCAUUGCUAGAGCUGCUAUAAAACAAUCCUGUGUGGGAUGAAAACCCAACUCUGUCUAAAUUUAGCACACCAUUAAUCAUGUUGCCUGUGCUGUUUACAUCCAUUGUAGAUGUUCGUUUUGCCUAGUCAUUGAAACUAAUUGUGAAAUCCUUAAGCCCACCCACCCCCAUUCAUCCCUGGUUUCCUUUGAAUGUGCUUCCUGGCUCCUGCUUUGCCCAGAACUGCCAUCAACCAAUAGGAAGUAAAGUCACUGAAACAAAAAUUAGCUUCUACACAAGAAAGAAAUUAGCUUAUUGUUGGAUCCCAUCUCAUGCACAGAGAUAACUACAGAGUGGCUUUUCAUCUCAUUCAUGGUUUACUUACGUUCGUUCUCCCCCCCCCCCCCAGCCAUUCCAGAAAACAUUAAAAAUGUAAUUCAAUUACUGCUGUUCUAAAUGAUGAAAUAUCAGAUUCUCCCAUGGGAAAUUAAUUGUAAACUGUGUUCUAAUCAUGAAAUGUCAACGCUCCCUGUCUAAUCUCUCUGGAUAGAUAUUUGUAAGUUAGUGGCAAUCAUGACAAGUCAAUUUCAGCCUCUCCUUAGUUUGUGUGUGCCAUUGUUUUAAAGGCUGGCUCCCAAAAAUUCUUGAGAUGGAUUGGCAUGAGCCUUUUGAAGGGGCUGUCUCGAGGGAGCUGGUUCAGUGAUAAGGGUGGUUUGUACAGUAUAAAGCUUAAUUGCACAGAGGCAGAAGGAAGCACCUUAACUUGAAAUAGGGCUACGCAUUAUUUAUAAUGACAAUAUAGCAAAAUAAACCUGGUGGCUCAAGUUUAAAUUUAUGUAGUACAAUGUCAUUGUCAUCAGUAAACAAAGUGACAAUUUUCUAUCUAAAGCCUGCAAUUCCUGUAGAAUGUAUGUAAACUGUAUGAUACAAUUAGAAUGCAAUAACAUUCAUGUUGAUUGUAUAUGUGCUAAAUUCGUCAAAGGUGACACAGUAAUCAAAGAAAAGGUGGUUUUGUCUCGUUAAGAUUAUUGUCUUUGUUUUAUGUGCUAUGUUUGGAUAUAGCUAAUCACAAAGUGCUUUAAGCUACUGGAAUACUUUCACGGGUGUUCCUUGAAUAGUGCCUGGAAGAAGAUUUUAAAGGAUUUCUACACAUCAGUGUGCAGAUUAAUGCUAGUAAUAUUUCUAAGAAAUGCUAAGAAAAUGUCCCAGGAAGAAAACUGAAGAACACUUUAAAGGCUGGAGGCAUUCUGUUUGAUAAAAUAUGCUGAAGUUCAUACUGCACAUCCGUAAUCAAACUUGAAAAAGCAUUUUAGACUUGUUUAAGGAUUGUGACCAAAAUCUGUUGAUCGUUCUAGUUUAGUUUCGACCAAAAAUGUGUAAUUUGACAGUUCCCAACCAUUCUUUUGAAUUUGACCCCAGCUUUUGCCCUUUUAUGCAUAUGUUUCUGAUAUAAAGAAUGAUGAGCUUCUAUAACUGAGAUAUUUUGCACUCCCUGUGGCUCAAGGCAGAGAUCACAUGAUUGCUGCUUGUAAUUUGCACUCUUCUGUGUGCCACAUAUAGUACUGCCAAAAACUGCAUUGCAACCUGCAACUGAGCUGGUAGGGAAGUAAGUGCUAUAUGUAAAAGAUAAAAAGGCACAAUCUGCUAGGAGGUUCUCCUUGCUUUGAGCCCCGUUGAGAUGAAUGGAAACUGUCUGAACAUGGUGUGGGCAGGGCUUAAGGCAGGAAAGCCUCCCAAUGGAUUGUGCCUCAAUUCUUUUAAUGAAGCCUGCAUUAUGCUUUUUUUUUAGUAUAUGGGCUUUUGGUUUGUUUAAUAAUGCUGAUUUCUGUGAUAUGGGUGGGAGGUAACAAAACAUAUAGUUCAUUUAUGUAUGGCAGUAAAAUAAAAUGUUUUACGACUUCCAAAGAUUUGAAAUAAAAUUCACUUGCAAAAAGU